AUGCGUCGUUCACGUUCGUGCCCAGGUGGCUUGUUUGAGCUUAACAAUGCUGCGCACGUACUGUCCAUCGGCUCAGUUCAUCGUCAUCGCCCGUUUGAAAAUGAUUACCUACUUGGGGAUCCUGUCGGCACGGGUGGUUUUGCAGUUGUACGCGAAGCCAUCCACAUAGUCUCAGGUGAGACGUUCGCUGUGAAAACGUUGCGGACGCACAGAACUGCAUCGAUGUCCAUGGAGGAGGUGACGAACGAACUUGUCUUGAUGCAACAGCUAUCGGGACAUCCAAACAUUGUCACCAUCAAAGAAUUUUUUACAGAGGACUCUCCCUCCGCAUCGACAUCGGUGUCAAAAACAGCACGAGAUCAGCCUAACGAAUGCAUUGUGCACGUCGUCAUGGAGUUCCUCCGCGGCCAAGAGCUCGUCGAUUUUAUCACAGAGGUUGGUAUGUGUGUCGAGCAUGAUGCACGGCAGGUGAUGUGCCCCAUGCUUGACGCCAUAGCGUACAUGCACGCAAGUGGGGUGGUGCACCGUGAUUUGAAGCUCGAGAACUUGGUACUAGCGAGACCGUACGACUUAAGCUCUGUCACACUGGUAGAUUUUGGUUUGGCGAAGGCACUGAAGGCGCGAGAGCGCGCAGAAAAUGUUUGCGGGACUUUGGCUUACAUAGCGCCAGAAGCACUUGUGGUGGGCGAGUAUGGGCAGGGUGUUGAUGUCUGGGCACUUGGCGUGGCAAUGCACGCGCUUCUCACCGGCGCGUGGCCGUUUGAUGAUGAUGAUGAUGAUAGCCUAAUGGAUGCCAUCGUAUCGUGCGAUUUAGACUUUGAUCACGACGAGAUCUACUCCGAAGUCUCCCCUGAAGCGAAGGACUUGCUAAGCGGGUUGCUUGAAUCAAACCCGAAGCAUAGGUUGACGGCAUGUCAAGCACUGGAGCAUGCAUGGUUU
This is a messenger RNA of Micromonas pusilla CCMP1545, 939 nucleotides long. RefSeq lists its product as uncharacterized. Gene Ontology annotation, biological process: protein phosphorylation. The annotation marks the transcript as partial. The record is from RefSeq and is a predicted model, not a curated record. Gene Ontology annotation, molecular function: ATP binding; protein kinase activity. Lineage: Eukaryota; Viridiplantae; Chlorophyta; Mamiellophyceae; Mamiellales; Mamiellaceae. The transcript is spliced from 3 exons.